AUGAAGUUCGAUAUCAUCGCAUCAUCACUAGCCCUGGCGCCUCUGGUCGCCGCCCAUGGCGCCGUCACCAGCUACCAGAUCGGCGGCAAGACAUACCCAGGCUACGACGGCUUCGCGCCGGCCAACUCGCCCUCCACCAUCCAGUUCCCCUGGCCCAACUACGACCCCACCAUGACGCCCACCGAUCCCAAGAUGCGCUGCAACGGCGGCAGCUCGGCCAAGCUGUCGGCGCCCGUACAGUCCGGCCAGAACGUCACGGCCAUCUGGAAGCAGUGGACGCACGCCCAGGGCCCCGUCAUGGUCUGGAUGUUCAAGUGCCCCGGCGAGUUCGGGUCCAGCUGCACCGGCGCCGGCAAGGGCUGGUUCAAGAUUGACCAGCUCGGGCUCAUCGGGGCCGGCCCGCUCAACUCGAACAACUGGGGCACCGCCCUCGUGAUGAAGAACCUGAAGUGGAGCAGCAGGAUCCCGGCCAACCUGGCGCCCGGCAACUACCUCAUCCGCCACGAGCUGCUGGCGCUGCACCAGGCCAACACGCCGCAGUUCUACGCCGAGUGUGCGCAGAUCGUCGUGUCCGGGUCGGGUUCGUAUGUCCCGUCGGGGAACUACCUGUACAGCAUUCCUACUUAUGCUCCCAUGAGCGACCCUGGCAUUAUGGUUGACAUCUACACCAAUGGAGCGUCGACUUCCUACACGCCUCCUGGCGGCCCUGUCGAUUCUGGUCUUCAGUGA
Thyridium curvatum is the source of this 729-nucleotide messenger RNA. RefSeq lists its product as uncharacterized. Bases 1 to 729 code for a protein of 242 amino acids. The record is from RefSeq and is a predicted model, not a curated record. NCBI's taxonomy places the organism in Eukaryota, Fungi, Ascomycota, Sordariomycetes, Thyridiales, Thyridiaceae. The transcript is spliced from 2 exons.